Molecule: messenger RNA, 246 nt
Organism: Verruconis gallopava
Lineage: Eukaryota; Fungi; Ascomycota; Dothideomycetes; Venturiales; Sympoventuriaceae
Exons: 1
Coding region: 1-246 (81 amino acids)
Source: RefSeq, a predicted model, not a curated record
AUGCAGUUUAUUGCACAAGCACCUGACCCACCAGACGAGCUCCCCGUCGUAGACAAUCUAGGCUCAGAAGAGAGUCCACCCUCUAAUAUCACGAUAGACAUCUGCGCAAUUAAUGCAGCCCCUUUCUAUCAACUCUUAAGGAAGCGCAACAUUGAAAUCUUUGCAGUCUCACUAGCCGAUGUCGAAAAGGCACUUGCAGACAAGAAACACACUGACCCGAAGACAAAACUGCCUCUUGACUAUUAG